Molecule: messenger RNA, 4469 nt
Organism: Rhinolophus ferrumequinum (greater horseshoe bat)
Lineage: Eukaryota; Metazoa; Chordata; Mammalia; Chiroptera; Rhinolophidae
Gene: SFRP1
Product: secreted frizzled related protein 1
Exons: 3
Coding region: 315-1259 (314 amino acids)
Biological process (GO): non-canonical Wnt signaling pathway; canonical Wnt signaling pathway; negative regulation of canonical Wnt signaling pathway
Molecular function (GO): Wnt-protein binding
Source: RefSeq, a predicted model, not a curated record
CUGAUUGGCUGCACCGGGAGACUCCGAGGGCUUUGCAACAGGAGCACCGGGCACUCGAGUCCUGCAGCCUCGGGAGUAGGUGCCGCGCGCCCCGGAGCCCAGGCAGCACUCAGGCCGCGCGCGCUACCCUCCCCGCGGCAGGCCGAGGGCCGCCACCCGCCGAGGACUGGGCAGGAGCGCGCGGCCACCGACCCAGGCCAGGGUGGGUACGACCCCUUUUGUCCCCGGAGACUCCUGGAAGUUUGCGGCGGGACGCGCGCGGGGAGGCGGCCGAAGCAGCCCCGACGUCGCGGGAGCGAGUGCGUUGAGCCAGCAUGGGCAGCGGGCGCGGCGCGGGGGGCGGGCGCGGGGCCGCCGGGGGCGUGCUGCUGGCGCUGGCCGCCGGGUUGCUGGCCGCGGGUUCGGCCAGCGAGUACGACUACGUGAGCUUCCAGUCGGACAUCGGCUCGUACCAGAGCGGGCGCUUCUACACCAAGCCGCCGCAGUGCGUGGACAUCCCGGCGGACCUGCGGCUGUGCCACAACGUGGGCUACAAGAAGAUGGUGCUGCCCAACCUGCUGGAGCACGAGACCAUGGCCGAGGUGAAGCAGCAGGCUAGCAGCUGGGUGCCUCUGCUCAACAAGAACUGCCACAUCGGCACCCAGGUCUUCCUCUGCUCGCUCUUCGCGCCGGUCUGCCUGGACCGGCCCAUCUACCCGUGCCGCUGGCUCUGCGAGGCCGUCCGCGACUCGUGCGAGCCGGUCAUGCAGUUCUUCGGCUUCUACUGGCCCGAGAUGCUCAAGUGUGACAAGUUCCCCGAGGGGGACGUCUGCAUCGCCAUGACCCCGCCCAAUGCUACCGAAGCCUCCAAGCCCCAAGGCACAACUGUGUGUCCUCCAUGUGACAACGAAUUGAAAUCUGAAGCCAUAAUUGAACAUCUCUGUGCGAGCGAAUUUGCACUCAGGAUGAAAAUAAAAGAAGUGAAAAAAGAAAAUGGUGACAAAAAGAUUGUCCCCAAGAAGAAGAAGCCCCUGAAGUUGGGGCCCAUCAAGAAGAAGGAACUGAAGAAGCUUGUCCUGUACCUGAAAAACGGGGCUGACUGUCCCUGCCACCAGCUGGACAACCUCAGCCACCAUUUUCUCAUCAUGGGCCGGAAAGUGAAGAGCCAAUACUUGCUGACGGCCAUCCACAAGUGGGACAAGAAAAACAAGGAAUUCAAAAACUUCAUGAAGAGAAUGAAAAAUCACGAAUGUCCCACUUUCCAGUCGGUGUUUAAGUGAAUCUCACCGGGUGGGUUGGGGAGGGAGCAUGGGUUGGGGUGAGGGGUGGGGGCUGAGCAGACAACCCUGGAACUCACUGCUCCUUCUGUGGGUAGAAGACAUUGUAAUCCAGUUGGCUUUCCUCUUGCAGCAUCCCCACUCUUCCCCUCCCUAGCCACGCUCCAGACCCCAGUAUAGCCAAUAUUUAAAGCCACACACCUGGUAAGGAAAACCAUUUAGAUUAGGAAGCCUUCUAAGAUCUGCAAUGUGGAACAGCAUGUCACUAAAUAAAAGGAGGUGAAAAACCAUUUCAACCAGUGACACAGUCACCCAGAGACACAAUCACUACAAAAGAUGAUUUUGCCAGUAAUAAAAGGGGGUUAGGCAAAAACUAAGAGACAGCAGCAGAAACUAAGUUCUGCAAUUUUCUUUGUGUCAUUACAAAUUGCUUGUGGCCCUAUCUGUGCCUUUGGAACUAGAAAAUUGUAACUGUUGGUAAGACACAUUGCUUUCAGUUCCAGAGUAAUUGCUCUUUCUGUCUGCUUUAGACAGAAACGGACACACACCAUAGUUAAAACUUAAGAUCAGUUCCAGAAAGUCAUAGGUGCAGGGAGGAAAGCACAAGAACAGUAUGUAGUAGUGAAAACAAAGGGAGGUCAUGCCUGCUCGGCCUUCCCAUGUGAUUGUCUUUUGCUAUGAAUCAGCCAGUCUCAGAUGCCAUGUGAGUGGCAUUGACAUCAGCCCCAGUGCAUGAUCUAACCUCCAGACAAUGUGGAGGGUGGCACGUGCCCGCCUUUGUGUGAGGAAAAGGAAACACCAUGGACCAGACUCAUGGCCUAAGAGAGACGAGGAUUUUCAGACUUAGAAGGCAAUGGUUAGUGGUUUUCAAAAAACAUAGUUAAAGAAGAAAAAAAGAAAAAGAACUUUAGAUCAGCCCAGCAUAUUGCUAGUCAGGGUGAACUAAUUGAGUGAAGAGCUUAGUAUUCUAAUUUCAUUGGUUUGUUUGUUUCACAUUUUUUAAAAGAACAAUAAAAAGCCCACUGACUUUUCAAAGUUUGUUUGAAAAAAAAGUCCGCAGUGAACAUUUGAAAGGCAUCCUAAGAGCAGGGUCUCUUGGUGCAUUGGAGGCUAUUUUCUAGCUGAGCAGUGCUGUUACUAGGCAUUUUGGGUGGAAGCUGGAUUGGCCUGGUAGCAUAGCCAUGCUUUGGGCCCAAAACAAUGCUAACCAGAACUCGCAGUGCUUCCCAGUCUUUUCUUUCCUGUGAAGAAAUUGAUUCCUUUAAACUUGAUUGGCUGUAGAUCAAAGAAAUGAAGAACAGCGAGCCUCCCUUGUCCUCCUGCAUUAAAUACACACACACACACACACACACACACACACACACACACACACACAUAUGUCUGCAGAGGAAAAGCCACAGGUAUUCCCAUUCAAGGAGAGAGUUCCAAAGGCAACACAUCUCUGCAGUUUUUCCUGAGUGCCCUAAGGUAUUUCUCAAAACCCUUGUGUUUAAUAAGUGAUGUAUAUAAACCUGUUCACUUAAGCAACUUUAUUCCUCUUGUUCAGUGUGUAGGAAGUAAUUCUAAACCAUCAAUGUUAAUUUCUUCCCUGCAGCCUGAUUCUUUAUUUUCGGUAACACCUCUAGGACUUUAGUGAUUGUACCUCUGGGCGAAUGGUUAUACCCAGUCUGGUUGCUGCAUUGAGGCUGGGCAGUGUUAUCCCAAUGGUUUUGGCCUGACACAGAAGCAGUGGAAGAUUCUGUUAACUUCUCAAGACUCUAGUCUGAAAAUCAGCCUGCCAACUUCAUUACCUACCUGAGGGUUAUCCUGAUGUAAUUAACCUUUCACAAUUAGUGAUCCCAUCAUUUUAACUUUUUUUUUUUUUUUUGGUUCUCUCUGACCUUUAAUCAUAAAGCGUUGGGGACCUUAAGUGAUUUACCUGUAAUUUUGGAUUUUUUUAAAAAAAAUGUGUAUAUAUAUUAGUUAAUUAGAAAUAUUCUACGUUCCUGUUACCAACUAAAAUUCAGAGCAAUUUCAUGAGUGCAUGGAUCUGGGUCUUAGUUUUUGUUGAUUAACUCAAAAGUGCAGUGAUCGUAUGUAUCUGAUGUAUCUCCUCGUUUGGACAGAGCACAUCAUGUAACAGGGCCCCCUGUCCAAGGCAGGGGCCUUGGGAGAGGGGUUUAUGUGGGGUAGUAGCAGUUACUGCAGAAAGAUUAUGGAAGAAUAGGUGGUCAUGCUGUGCAACUCUAAAUGGGAAUUCUCAGGUAGAAGGGACAUGUUCAGAAAGAGUUCAAAACAAAUUGGAAAUGUGAAUUGUAGCUGCCUGUUUCACCCCAACCAGAGACUUUGAGUUUUACUGUGGAUUUGAGAGAUCCACCAACUUUGUCUGCAACACAUCAGCAAUUUCAGGGAGGCUAUGGACCCAAAGCUGCAUUUUUAUCACCAACCUUUGUAUUUCUCAACAAAGGAUAUAACCAAACCAAUGUGCAGACUCAUUGGCAUGGUCAUUGGUUUCCAAAAGAGGAGGUGUGUAUGUGAUUUGGUAAUUAUUGCUAGUGCAAAGGUCAUAUUUGUAAGGGUUUAAAGAAACAUUCUGGGUAGAAUCUGAGGUCACUGGCAGAACUCAGCUCAGUCUUUGAAAAGUAUUAGUAGUUAUCUUAGAAGAGAGCAAGCAAAGUGAGGAUUCCAAGAACGUUUUCCUUUAAGAAUAUCCUGUAUAACAGUUGGCUCUUGAUGUCACUGGAUUAGCACCAAGGUCUCCCCAGCGCAGAAUCCAAUCAGAGCUCCAACUGCAUCUGUAAAACAUAGAAACACCUUUUCCCAAACCUCAGAUCUGUGCUUCUCACCAGACUCCAGGUAACUAGUUGCUCUGUUGUAACUCUAUAGAUGCAGUGGGCUCAGGUCUGUUUUAGAAGCACGCCUUAGGUGGCUCCCAUGGAAUGAUGUGCCGGCCAUUCUGACCUGUCACCAGCAGAUACAUAGGACACAGACGAAAUUCUUGUUUCCUCUAGUUCCUUCAUGUAGCACUCCUUUUAGAGUCUAAAUCUUUUACAAAAGCUUUGAAUACUGUGAAAAUGUUUUACAUUCCAUUUCAUUUGUGUUUUUUUUAACUGCAUUUUACCAGAUGUUUUGAUGUUAUCACUUAUGUUAAUAGUAAUUCCCGUAUGUGUUCAUUUUAUUUUCAUGCUUUUCCUGCCAUGUAUCAAUAUUCACUUGACUAAAAUCACUCAAUUA